Molecule: messenger RNA, 592 nt
Organism: Clunio marinus
Lineage: Eukaryota; Metazoa; Arthropoda; Insecta; Diptera; Chironomidae
Source: the annotation of a GenBank genome assembly
UUUGCGUCUUUUUUAAAUAGCUACAAAAAACGGUUUUUUUUUGCCUCAUUUCGGAAAAGCGCAGAAAAAUUUUCAUUGUCGUCAAAGCUUUCCAUUUCAAUCAUUUAUUCAAUUUAAAUUAAGAUUUUAAUUUUCUCGUUUUAAAGCAUUUCAUUCAUUUAUUUUAUUCUCAAAUCUAUUUUAGUGUUUGUUUUGCAUCAAUUUGUAAAUGUAAGUUAAUAUCGGCUAUGCGUUUCGUAAAUUACAUAAAAUAUCAAAUAAAAGUAAGAAUUGACGAAUGGAAUCAAAAUUGAAUGAAAAACAUAAAGUAAAUGUUGACAUUGAAUAUUGCGGAGUUUGUGACUUCAAAAGGCAAUGCAAUGAGUUGAAAACUUUUCUUGAAAAUUCAUCGUCAGAUGCCGAUGUUUCUUGUACUGUUGGACGAAGAGGAGCUUUUGAAGUGAAAAUAAACAAUGUUCUGGUUCAUUCAAAACUUCAAACGAUUGCUUUCCCUGAUCAUCAAGAUAUUGCCGAUAAUGUGAAAUUGUGUAAGGAAGGAAAAGAAAUGAAAUCAGUUAAACAACAGACGAUCACAGAUUGUUGCAUAAGCUAG